Parasteatoda tepidariorum (common house spider) is the source of this 889-nucleotide messenger RNA. RefSeq names its product ninjurin-1. Gene Ontology annotation, biological process: cell adhesion; tissue regeneration. The record is from RefSeq and is a predicted model, not a curated record. Lineage: Eukaryota; Metazoa; Arthropoda; Arachnida; Araneae; Theridiidae. Gene Ontology annotation, cellular component: membrane.
CGACUCAGCCGACAGAUGGCGCAUGCGCAUUCAACUAUCUUCAAGAUCGGGAUCCUACGCAAUUAAAAGUUGAAAUGUUUUGUUUCGGUUAGGAACGGCGUUUGAAAUUACUGUGGUAAAACCGGCAUAACGCAACCAUGACAAGACGUGAAAGAGAAACUGAAAAGCAAUGUCCUUUGGACGCAAACAUUUAUGCUACCAGAAAAACUGUUGCUCAAGGUAUGUUGGAUAUUGCCCUUUUGACUGCUAAUGCUUCACAAUUGAAACAUGUUCUUGCUACUGCUGAUACGCAUGACUACUAUUUGAUCAAUCUGAUUCUCAUUGGAUCUUCCAUGACUUUACAGGUUUUAGUUGGAAUUCUUUUGGUGGUAGUUGGACGGUGGAACAUUAACAAACGAAAGGAACAAAACAUUGCUAACAUAACAAACAACAUAAUUGUCAUCAUUAUCUUCUUAAUUACUGUUGUGAAUGUACUCAUCACUGCAUUUGGAGAUGAUGAGCCGGAUUAUGUAACAAUCCGGCAACAGUGGGCUGAUCCUAACAAAAUUAUGAAUGAUCAUUCAUAUCAAGACAGAGAGCUGAAAGCAACUGGAACAUUAAACCAAUAAAAUAAUGGUAUUAAGGACUUAACUGUUCUGAGCUUAACAAUGAACUUUGAAAAUGUUGUUGAAAGUUGGCAGAUUUUACCUUCAAAAUUUUUAUGGGAUCUUUUCUGACUAAUAUUAGUGUUAUUUUUUAAAAAAAAAUUAAUUUAUUAGUGUUGUUGAAAUACUUUCACUCUGUUAUGUCAAGGAUUUUAUCAUUUGUAAAAUAAGUCUGUUUUUCUAACUCUUCAAAAUUAUUAUUAUUUUUGAUAAUGAACAAUAAAAACUGUGAUUUUUUUUUCUGA